Messenger RNA from Botrytis cinerea B05.10, 1474 nucleotides. RefSeq lists its product as hypothetical. The record is from RefSeq and is a predicted model, not a curated record. Lineage: Eukaryota; Fungi; Ascomycota; Leotiomycetes; Helotiales; Sclerotiniaceae. The coding region runs from base 175 to 1224 and encodes 349 amino acids. The transcript is spliced from 2 exons.
GGCUAAACUCUGGAAAGCAGAUAGCAGAUAGUUACAUUGUUUCUUCUGUUUUGCAAUUCCAUCCGAUCUUUAAUCUGAAUGGAUUAACCCGCGAUAAACCCCAUACGCCUGCAGACGAACCUUCCCCAAAGCCCCCCCAGAGCUCGUUCCGAUCGUCAAGGACCAUUGCACAAAAUGGCAGUCUCGACUUCUUCACCGCGAUUGCACUUCGAACCCGAUAGUGUACCUUUACCUACUUCAUCUGAUAAUGCAGAACCAGCUUCUCCUGCGCUGUCGUCUUCGACAGCUCUUGCACGUUUUGAAUUCGAAUCUGGCCGAGGAAAUGAAGGAACAAAAAUAUUGAUGGUAGAAUGGGAAGAUGAAUCUGCUGAAGGAUCCAUCAAAAAUAUGGGAGAUUGGGAGGUAUCAUGGGAAGGGAAAAGCACCGUUCUAUCUGCACGAGAUGGAGCAGAAGGUAAACUUCAUCGACUUUACUUUCUACUGGCUCCGGGAGCUAGCAUACCAAGAAUAAUAAAAUUAUCACAAGUGGGAGGGAAGACAAUUCAAACAAACCCAUUACCUGCGAUAUUCCCACCCGAAUUAGGCUUGACUGCACGACAAGCUGGACGGAAAGGAGUGUUACACACAAUAUGGGCGAAGAAAAGAAUAUCUGUCUUACAAAGGGAAAUUGACGAGGAAAUGAAAACAAAUGGGGAGGGGAUAGGUUUAGAAAUGGCCAUGCAGGAAAAGCAAUGGAUUGAGGAAAACUUUGGUGUUGGGCCAAGAGUUACACAGCCAGAUUUACAACAGAAUGCUACUCCAACUAGUCCAAAAACACCCGGUGGUGGUAGGUUAUCCGAGAAGCUUAAGGGGCUGAAGUUAGGAACUAGUGCCCACGACUUAAGUAAUAUUUCAGAACCCAAAUUCGAAAGUCAGCAAAAUCCACUAUCCCCUGAACAGGGCGAUGUCGCUGUAUCGUCGUUCUCCUUGUUUCAUGGAGGAACUUCGCGUCAUCAACCACCACGUCUUGUCGCUCAACUUCCACCUAAUCAUUCCUCUCAAUAUGGAAUGAAUUCUCUAAAUGCUGUUGCAAUUGGUGAUGUGUUACAAAGAACAUCAGAAGAAGAUCAAACGGAAGAUGAAUUAUUCGCCAUCAAGAUGAGUCCAAGAAGUCCGGAGAUGACCAAAAGUCCUUUUAGUUUCGCAACUAAGGACGUAGCUUUGAGCAUGGCUCAAAAGGAUUAGGAAGCUCUAUCGCCAUAUCUUUGGAAGAAAGUCGAGAAAUUUACUUACGAUGAUAUGACUGAUGAAACAAACGAAAGAAUUGAACGAAUUGAGUUGACAAAGUACUCACAACACUGGGAGGUUAGAUUUUCAAAAGCUACGAAAACACUCGCUUUAUACCCACUACUUUGGUCGUCGAAAAUUUGGAUUUGGAUAAAGUCUUAGCGGCUUAUUUUAGAUAGUUAUUUGGUCACCAAUUUUUUAUUCCCCA